Solanum dulcamara is the source of this 1206-nucleotide messenger RNA. Its product is annotated as heat shock factor protein HSF30-like. The record is from RefSeq and is a predicted model, not a curated record. The transcript has 2 exons. The coding region runs from base 112 to 1182 and encodes 356 amino acids. Gene Ontology annotation, cellular component: nucleus. Gene Ontology annotation, molecular function: RNA polymerase II cis-regulatory region sequence-specific DNA binding; DNA-binding transcription factor activity. Gene Ontology annotation, biological process: regulation of transcription by RNA polymerase II. NCBI's taxonomy places the organism in Eukaryota, Viridiplantae, Streptophyta, Magnoliopsida, Solanales, Solanaceae.
UACAGCUCACCGUCACCGCUUCCCUCAACUAUAUACAUUUAUAUUCUGAGAAAAUAUUCUUUCUUUUUUUUCAGAAGAAAAACCCUUUUUGUACUAAAAUUGGAAAGAGUGAUGGAAGAGGAGACAAGCAGAGUGAGUGAUGUGAAGGAGAAGGAUAUGAAUAUGAAUGGUGGAGUAGGAGUAGAGGUAGUGAAAGAAGAACCAGUGAUAUUUGUUGAUGAAGAUGAGAUUAUUGGAGAUUUUAGUUGUUCAGUUCCAAAGCCUCUGGAUGGGUUACGUGAUGUGGGUCCACCACCCUUUUUGAAGAAGACGUUUGAAAUGGUGGAUGAUCCGAAUACAGACUCUAUAAUCUCAUGGAGUAACAAUCAAAACAGCUUUGUUGUUUGGGAUCCUCACAACUUCUCCAUUCAUCUUCUACCUAAACACUUUAAGCACAACAACUUCUCUAGCUUUAUCCGCCAGCUCAAUACCUAUCGUUUCAGGAAAAUUGAUUCAGACAGAUGGGAAUUUGCAAAUGAGGGUUUUCAGAAAGGGAAGAAGCAUUUGCUGAUAAAUAUCAAAAGGAGAAAGCAGUAUCCACAGCAAGGAGGAGGAGGAGGAGGAGGAGGAACAGUAAAAUCUUGGCUAGGAGGUUGUUGCAAGGAUGAGGCAGCAGAGAUAGAAAAGCUGAAAAAGGAUCACGACACAUUGAAGAUGGAAAUCCUCAAGUUAAAACAACAACAAGAGAAUACAGAUAGCUAUUUAGCUAGUAUGAAGGAGAGGUUACAGAAUAGUGAAACUAGACAAAAAUAUAUGGUGAUCUUUAUGGCAAAAACAUUCAAGAACCCUCUAUUUGUUCAGCAUCUCAUUGACAAGAUGAAACAGUGGAGAAAAAAGAGGAGGUUGUGUGAUGAAAAUACUAGUGUUGUUUCAUUUCAAGAGGAAUACACAACAAUUAAGUCUGAAAUACAAACACUCUUCUCUUGUGAUGAAUCAUCAAACACUACUACUCCAGUUGAGGUACAAGAAAAAAGUCCAGACAUGGUAUCUGAGAACUACAUAUUGUGGGAAAAGCUCAUGGAAGAUGACAUGAUUUGUGAGAAUGGAGCAGAAACAGAUAAGUAUCAAAGUGACAUUGUUCUUGAACUUGAGGAUUUGAUCUCAAAGCCAUCUGAGUGUAAGUGUAUGCAUGCCUUAAAUUAAGGAGGAAGUUUGUUUGUUUGUUGA